UCCUAAAAUGCAGAAUUUUCUAUUGCAGGUUUCAUGCAAAUUUUUCUCUAAAUUUAACUGACAUAAUGCCUAAUAUUAAGCUUCAGAGUUCUGAUGGUGAAAUUUUUGAAGUUGACGUUGAAAUUGCUAAGGCAUCUGUGACCAUCAAAACUAUGCUGGAAGAUUUGGGAAUGGAUGAUGAUGAACAGGAAGUUGUGCCAUUACCAAAUGUCAAUUCUGCCAUCCUGAAAAAAGUUAUACAGUGGGCAACUUACCAUCGUGAUGAUCCACCACCCCCAGAAGAUGAUGAAAACAAAGAAAAAAGAACUGAUGAUAUCAGCUCAUGGGAUGCAGAUUUCUUAAAAGUUGACCAAGGCACUUUGUUUGAAUUGAUUCUUGCUGCAAACUAUUUGGAUAUCAAAGGUCUUCUUGAUGUGACGUGCAAGACAGUUGCAAACAUGAUCAAAGGAAAGACACCGGAAGAAAUUCGGAAGACUUUUAACAUUAAGAAUGAUUUCACACCCAGUGAAGAAGAACAAGUAAGAAAAGAGAACGAAUGGUGUGAAGAAAAGUAACUGUUGGAUGAUGUUUAAAUGAGUGUGUAAAACUUCUACCACCAGAAUUGCUCUUACCCUUUUAGGUACUGUAAUUAACGAAGCAAGCACAUUUAGAUUUAUUUCAAGGAUUUAAAGCAGUUAUUGUGUAAAAUUUUCAUCAUUAUAAAUUUUGUAAAAUUGCUGUAUGUUUACUGUAGUGUUCAUAUUUAGUUUAAAAUUUUAUUCUGCCCCCCUAAAAAAACAGAAUCGUAUUUCUCAAGUAUCAAAUUUUCCUUCUCAAAAAUUAAAUUUUUAUGACUCUAUGAAUAAGAAUUAUUAAAAAAUUACUCUUUUUAAUUAUUCUUUAUUUAUAAGAUUUAAAUAUUAGGAUUUUUUAAUGUCAAACAUGCUUUCAGCUGAACUCUUACUAGAUUCAUGUUUAUAGCUUUAUUUAGUCCAGUCUCAUAAUCUACUCCCACCUGAUUAAAUUGUCAUGUAUUUUAAUUAUUGGUCAUGCAUUUAUAUAUUUCAAAUAUUAAGAUUUUUGGAGCAGCUGAAUGUGCUUAAGUGUUGAAACUGUCAUCGUAUUUUUAAAAUUUAAUUUUGGUUUUAUCAUAAAAGUUCUGCUGUUUAUUGUGAAUUCCUUCUGUAAAUAACUGAGAUGUUUGAAUGCAAUCUGUUUUACCUUUUUCUAUUAGAAUCUGGAGCUAAUUUGCUAAAUACAUUUAUUUGGGAUAGUUAGUCACAUGUUCUUAUGCAUCUUAAAAAAAAAAAAAAAAAAAAAAAAAAAAAAAAAAAAAAAAAGAAGUGGUGUUUAGUUUCAAUUCACAUUAGAAAAAUCUGUGAAAAUAUCCAAGUUUCUUCUAAUCUGUCUAUUUCAUGAUUAAAAAACAGAAUAAAGUUCUUAAUAUUUA
This is a messenger RNA of Stegodyphus dumicola, 1429 nucleotides long. It is a transcript of the gene SkpA, whose product is annotated as S-phase kinase associated protein 1 SKP1-related A. Gene Ontology annotation, biological process: ubiquitin-dependent protein catabolic process. Lineage: Eukaryota; Metazoa; Arthropoda; Arachnida; Araneae; Eresidae. The record is from RefSeq and is a predicted model, not a curated record.